Molecule: messenger RNA, 1973 nt
Organism: Zea mays
Lineage: Eukaryota; Viridiplantae; Streptophyta; Magnoliopsida; Poales; Poaceae
Source: RefSeq, marked validated
CAUCUUCUUCUUGGUUUCAGCUGCGCACAGGGAAUCCGUGAAGCUCCUGUGCCAGACACAGAGAGAGCAAACCGUGCAGCGGUGCAGGCCAGCGCGAUCCAGCUCCCAUCAGUGGGCGCGCCCGCCGUCUCUUGCGACCCUGUCUUCUUGGUUUCUUGGCGGGGUCGUCCUGCUCGUGUCGCGCUGCCCACAACCCGCGUUCUGUCGCGGCAUCCGCCGUGGAUCUUGGCCCGGGUUGUCCCUAUAUCACGCAGAAAAAAGGGCCAUCCCCCCCCCCCCCCCCCCCCCCCCCCCCCCCUUCGCCCUCGGGUUCGUUACUGAGUGUGCCGGAGUGGUAUUCGUGUUCCGCCGGGUGCCGAGGUGGCCUCGCGGUCUUCUGCCGUCUCAUCGUCGCCUGCUCCCCGUCGCGUUCAUCCCGAGGCAUAUCUUGGUCUUGUAAUUGUAUAAAAAGAAGGUUUGGGGAAUCAGGUUUAUCUAACCAGUGGACAUGGUAUCAGUUAAUCUUGGGUUAGUUCAUUAUGUACUGGACCACAUAUAUGGAACACUUCUUCAUCGCACCAAACUAGGAACACCAUUUUUCUCAAAAGGAUGGGGAGGUACCAAACUUGAUUUGCUAGAGAAGAUGGUGAAGCAGUUGUUUCCCGAGGCACGUUGCCAAAACUGGCCACCAACUGCUGUGCAGCCAAUGUGGAAAACAGUAUGGGAGACAAACAAUUCUUGUCUGCGAGAAGGAGUUUUCAGGACUACAUGUGAUGAGCGACUAAUCGAUGCAUUGCCACCUGAGAGUCACAAUGCAAGAGUUGCUUUUCUUACCCCUAAAAAUGUUACACCUGAGAAGAUGUCAUGUGUGGUCCAUCUUGCAGGCACUGGUGAUCACACAUUUGAGCGCAGGCUUCGGCUGGGUGGGCCUCUUCUUAAGAACAAUAUUGCAACUAUGGUUCUUGAGAGCCCCUAUUAUGGACAGCGACGUCCUAGCAUGCAGCGUGGUGCAAAGCUCCAGUGUGUUAGUGAUCUGUUACUUCUAGGGAAAGCCACAAUUGAUGAAGCUCGCAGUCUCCUGUACUGGCUGCAGAAUGAGGCUGGUUACGGCAAGAUGGGCAUAUGUGGGCUCAGCAUGGGUGGAGUACAUGCUGCGAUGGUGGGAUCCCUGCAUCCUACUCCAGUUGCCACACUGCCAUUUCUCGCUCCACACUCUGCUGUGGUACCUUUCUGUGAAGGGGUCUACAAAUACGCCACAGCUUGGGACGCUUUGAGAAAAGAUGCUGCAGUAUUAACUCAAGAUGUAACACUUUUGGCAGAAGAUGCUGCACAGAAAAGCGGGAUCACCAUCGAACAAGUCAGGGAUAGGUUACGGUCAGUGUUGUCUUUGACUGAUGUCACUCGAUUUCCAGUCCCAAAGAACCCACAGGCGGUCAUCUUUGUUGGUGCAACGGACGAUGGUUAUAUUCCCAGACAUUCAGUGAUGGAGCUCCAGAAGGCAUGGCCAGGCUCAGAGGUCCGGUGGGUAACAGGUGGCCAUGUCUCCUCUUUCUUCCUCCACAACGAUGCAUUCCGCAAGGCCAUCGUCGACGCCCUUGAUAGAUUGUAACACCAGAAGGUGAGAGAGAGGCCAUCCUUGUGAUGGCACUUUAUGUUGUGUGACAUUUCUGAACUUGGGGUUGCGGCAUGAGCUGAACCCUCUGUAACUGCCAACCUAACUGCUCUUAGUGACGCUGAGAUUGGAGGUAGGGUGGCUGUACAUGACAAUUGUAGAAUGUAGCACCCCAUUAUUUGGCAAUUGUUCUGCAAAAUAUUUGUUUGUCACCAUGUAUCAAUUUGAAUGCUACAUCUUCUGAUUGUCUGACAUGCAUGUCAAUCAGCUAGGCAAUUUGGCAGUUUCAGUUAUUAUUCCUUCCUAGUACUAUUUUAUAUUCAUAUUGAUACUGCUGGAUCAGCCACUAUUUAGUUUAUAUACUCCACAGUUACAUGGGUCA